Bombus terrestris (buff-tailed bumblebee) is the source of this 9146-nucleotide messenger RNA. RefSeq lists its product as uncharacterized. The transcript is spliced from 10 exons. The record is from RefSeq and is a predicted model, not a curated record. Bases 491 to 3607 code for a protein of 1038 amino acids. Lineage: Eukaryota; Metazoa; Arthropoda; Insecta; Hymenoptera; Apidae.
ACAAGCGUAGUAACCGAGUAUCCAAAGAGGCAAUCGCAUCGUAAGAGCCGUUUAAGAGGUGGAAACGAGUCAGAGAUAUUCGGAGUAGUGGCCGCGUCGUCGAAAAUCGCAUCCAAUGAUCUGUAGUAUCUGUAUUUGGUUAUUUCUAUCUUGUUAAAUGUACGACUCGUAUAACGGCGGAAAGAAAGAAAAGAAAAAGAAGAAAAAAGAAAGACUUGGUCCCGUGUUCAUUGCGCGAACGAUUUUGACGAGCCAACGUCACGCUAACACGCGUCUCGCUCGCAUCAGCGUGAUUCCACGCGACCCGGAAUCCGCGUCAGUGCGUGUUUCUGGUGACGCUCGACAGCAAGAACGAUGAAUUCGUUCAUCCGUCAUCGGUGAGGUGGAUCCAUGACGAACGAGUUAGUCGGAGAAUUUUCAUCUUCGUCGGUGGAAUCGAUUGGAAGUUAUCAUCGCGACAACAUCAUCGAGGGCUGAGCUAUCGAAAAAUAUGGCGUCAGGAAUACCGAGCGUACAUCAGAGGAAGCUUGGACCAGCGCCGAUAGCAUCCUUCGAAGACCUGUCCGACGAGGUGGAAAACGGGGAACCGGCUGCGCGAAUGCCAGGCAUCGUCGAGGUCACCACGCCGGCAACGCCUGGUAGUUCGCUUAAGACACCCAGCACGCCGAGAAUUGACAUCAGCAGGGCAAGCAGUUCCUCCCACCAUGAGGACAGUAACUCCAGGGACUCUACGCCCGAGAGGGAACUCCUUGCAGGCGGAGAACCUCCACCUGGGUGCAAGCUGACUCUGGGCUACAAAGAGGACGCCCAGGAUCUAAGAUCGUCGACGGAGGAGCUCGACUUGCAAGAUCCCAUUCACGAGCAAGAUCUGAAAAGAGAAUCGAAGAAACUGGCGAAGAGGCGAAAGGAGGAUGGCUCCAUGUCCGAUUAUAGCGGCAAACAAUUAGACAGAGAAAGGAAGGACAGCAAUUGCUCGGAAAUCGUCCUGUUGAACAUCAGUGGAAGAACGUCUAGACUUUCCUCCGUGGGUAGUCAAGGUUCAGGAGCCUCUGGCAAACUUUCCGUUGUCUCUGGCACAUCGUCCAGGUCGCCGAGUCCGCACAAAUGUUUACUGGAAACGUCGUUCUGCGGAAGCAAACCUACACUGGCGGACAACUUGAUAGAACCGUCAAAACCAGAAACCGACGACCUGGAGAAGAUCUUGCUGAAACGUGAAGCAGACACGACGAAAGCACUGAUUCCAGACAGCAUAAAAGUAUCGAUGGUAGAUGGAAACUUGAAACCAGAUCCACUGGAUAAACCUAGGAGACGGGGACGAGAAGAGAGGAAGGAGAUCUUCAAGAGAGAAGUGGAGAUCACGAAAAAAUUCUUGGAGAAGGUUAACAUACAGGUACCAGUGGUGAAGAAGCCAGGUGAAUCGCCAAGUACAACGACGUCGCAGCAGCAGUCGGCGAGAAGUCAAGCGCAAGAGGUACAAAAGCCAGCGACCUUGGACUUCAACGACAAGAGGAAAAAAGCGCAGAACUUCAAAGAAAUCGUACAGACCACUCCAACAACGAGCAGCGUGACCGGUAGUCCGAAGCUACCAAGGCAUCAGAAAGUUCGCGAUCUGGAAGGUUCGCGUACACCCAGUCCCUCUUCCGUUUCCAGGAAGAGCAGUUUCGCCUCUCUGUUUAAGGCCCGUACAGACAGCAGUGUGUUGAGCCCAGAAUCGCCGUCUCCGAGCACGAAACCACGUCGUAGCCUCACCUCAAAGAUCAAGGACACCACGGAGAGUCUGCGUAGCAGAUCGAAAUCGCGCGAGCGAGUAACCUUGGACAAAGGGUCUGGCAGUUUAAAAAAGGACUCGAAGAACAAGGGCGUGUUCUCCUCGACGUUGAGUCUGUUCAAGAAACGCGAGAGAAAGAAGAGCUAUGACGAGGCUAUAGCGGCAUCCUGUGGCACGGAGUUGGAUAGUUCCGGAGGACACCCGUCCUUAGAAAGCAUAGGCCACGUGGAGUUUCGUUUUAACGCUGAAAAGGAGAGUCGUAAGGACGACUCGAUCUUCAUAAGCCUGCACGCAGAUGACAGGAACUACGAGGAGGCUCUGCCUUCGGAAAGCGUGUCGAUACCACUGGAAACGCCUACCAAACUGCUGGACGAGUACGAAUCGGAGCCUCGAACCGGAAGCAUCGUAACGGAAGUGUCGAUAGAGCAUUAUCCACCCACAACGAGGAUAAAGACCGAAGCUUUGAUCGAAACUGCGCCGAGGCCGUACUCGCGGGACAGCCAGACCAGCCAGAUCAUACCGCAGAGCAGUUCGAAGGAUUCUGAGAUCUCGAGGAGUUCCUCGAAGGACUCGAAGCUGAGUAGUCACGGGAAAACCAGCGAAACCGCUGUGAGAUCGUCGUCGUCCAUCGAUAGCAAACCUCCUGCGGACCAUCGAAUAUCCAGUAGUUCGUCGAAGGACUCGAUAGGAAAGAAGGAAGCUACGAAGCCGAAAAGGAAAAGCAAAGAGCUGCAACAACCUGUCGAACCAGCCGAGAUAGUCGAGGAAGAUGUUUCAAGGCAGAAACAGAAACAAGUUGAAACGAGGGAACACGCACCGGUUAAAACGGUGGAAAAGAGGCCAGACUUGUUGGAUGACGGAACGAAGACUGUGGAUGGACUAGUGAAGACACCAAGCGUGAUCUCUGAUCUGGAUCAUAAUAGUUCGGAGUCGGAGAGAGACUCGGAGAUCGAGUUUGUUAGGAACAAGGUGGAGAAACUUGCAGAGGAAUUGCCUGACGAGAGGAAGGGACUGUUCUACGAGGAGAGCUUCGAAGAGGAUCUUCCUUAUGUACCCACCACCCUACCCUUGGAGAAAAGCGUGGCUGUGCCGAUCCUGCCUGUGAAACAACGACUUCAGGAAGUAAGAACGAUACCAAUCGAGAGGCCGCGUUCGACGACGCCGAUAAACCCGACGCUGCUCGACGAGUUUGUGAUGCAGACGUCCCUCGACGAGCGUCGUGUUGAGAAGAUGAAGAUAUCAUUGCCGCGAGAAGAUAGCUUUAAAUUGAAAAGUCCGCGGAAGCACGCGGCCAACACGUUUAUGGAAUUCGCAGGCAAAGUGCCUGACGGGGGACGGAAGAGCGCAGGUAAAUCGCCGAGUCCUCCUCCACUGCCACCGAGAGCCACUGCUAGGCCGAGCAACUGGAUCAACUUCGAGGAGAUACCCGAGAAGAGGAAAGCGCCGAAGAGGAUCCAGACGAUCCCUCGACCUGAGGACGAGGUGAAAUCGGGUGGAUAUAGCUACGUUCAACCGGAGGAAUGCAGGUGCGAGUGCCAUGAAGAAUCUCGAAGGGCGUCGAUGAAGGAAGCGUCCGCGACAAGGACUUCUUCCUCUUGCAGCAGCAACGGAGAACGUCCUUGUAACGGUGAUAAUUGUACGGUGCCUACGUCGACGUCCAUGGACCGUGCCAGUAUCGUCAGUGACAGCUCGCUGGAGUGUAGCCUGAGCAUCGAGGAGAACACGACGCAACCGUUGUUCACGUGCUUGACGAAGCCGUUCAGCAUGGAUCUGGACGUUAGGUCGAAUCGGUCCAGUAUCGUAUCCCAGGACGAGACUGACGAGACCCUGCACCAAUAAUAGUUUUUUUCACGGCACGCCUCGCCUUAUUAUCCUCCUGUUCAAACAAAAACAAACAAAAAAAAAAAAAGAAGUGAAAUUAUCUCCUUGUUGGAACUGUUCUCGAGCCGAGUUCUCGUUCCUCCUUUCGCCGAUCCACUUGGAAAGAAUCGCGUCGUUUAUCUUUAUAACGAAUCAACUCUGCUCGCUCUCUCUCUCUCUCUCUCUCUCUCUUUCUUUCUUUCCUUCUGUGGAACACUUUUUUAUCGAACUCAUUCUCCUCGCAAGAUCGCAAACGUCUCACAAUUCUCUGGUAUGUGUCAAUUCCAAUAACGGAGUUCUAUGCUCGUUUCGUUGCGGCAACAUCUCGUAUAAGUUACACGCGUGUAUCGACUUUGAAGCUACGCGUACUCACUGAGACGGAUCAAGAGAAGAUACGAAUCGGAUUCCAAGCGACAGAGUCGUUCGUUGUACGAUAGACGUCGCGUGUAACGCGUUUCAAAGUGUCUGUACGUUUCGUAACGCGUGAUUUUACAAAGGAUGUAAGCGAAGAUCGAUAUGUGCAUGUGCACUCCCGUUCAUAAGUGUUCGGACGCCUGCUGGUUUUAUGCGAAACGGAUCAGUUAGCGACGAUUAAUCUAUAUUGUUAAGAAAACGAUGAAAUCGGUUGGAAUUUUUCUAUGAGUUUCGAUACUGACUUAAGAAUGGGAGUGUAUAUCGUUGAAAUUUCCCUCGACUUUUCUCGUCGUUGGCUACGAGUCAAGGCUACCCUGUACUUGUUUCUUCGAGGUUGAACACGGUCGAACAUCGAACGUCACUGCUGUUUAACGGCGCUUCGUAGUCGAUUUUACGAAAAACGCGUCACGGAAACGCUCCGCCGCAUUUCUCGCUAUAUCGUUUAACAUACACACGUACAUAUACACGAGAACACAUAUACACACUUGUACAUACCUUGUAACGGUCAUUCGUUCGAGAAACAUUUUUAGUCUAAUUGCGUACCUUCCACGAGAACUCGUUCGUUCCUUCGUUACUAGAUUCGCGUAUUAUACCUUGGAAACGAGGGCAAAGGCAUGCUUGCUGAUGCGCGCGUGUUGACCAAAUGCUUCCUCACGACAGACAAGAACGUGGUUCUUGGAGAUCUACUCGCGAACAGUGACUUUGAAAAGGCAUUUUUGAUCGUCGAAGCUCCUCGAGGUCCCUCGUCGCGCUCAAAAUUGAAAGUAGUCGAUACUUACCAGCUUAGACGCUGCAGAAAUAAUUAGCAGGCUGCAGAUCUGCUUGAAAGCUAAACUAAGCUGCGUCGUGUUACGUUCAGUUUAAAAAUAUUUCCUUCGAUACGUAUACUACCGAAACUGCAACGUGAUCGAAAAAUUUCUAUUUCUAAUUUGUAUUUUCCAAGCUAAGAUAAAACAACUAUCAUGUAUAGUUUAUUCGUUGUUUCUUGCGAUGAUUACAUUUAGACUAAGGCAAAGAUUAUGCCCACAAUGCUCUAACAGCCGAACAUAUUUUCGAUGAAUAAUAAUUUCGUAAGAUCUGUACAAAAUUGUAGAAACAUCAUCGAUCGAUCGCUCUGAAACGAUAGAGUACACGAUAUUGGAUUGAUGCAGACAGAUUGGGAUAUUUAAAGUCGCUGUACGGAACUAAUUUUUAUUCAGCUAGUUACACAAUUCUUUCAUUUAUUUAUUUAACGGGGAACAACCUAUAUUAACUAUUUUUGUUAAUAUGUAUUAUAUAUGUACUAUAAUGUAUGUCGUAUACGAUCGUUGGAGAUAAGAUUAGCGAAAAUUAGAUCAGAGAAUUUUAUUUGAAGUGUCUACAAGUAUCGUGUAUCCACGUGCAGUAACGUCAAAGUGCCCAACAAAUAUUAUACUCUUAGACAGUGAUAUACGUAUCGAAGCAAAUACAUUGGAAUUUAACAUAGCGCAGCUUAGGUUGGUUUUCCAAUGGAUCUCCAGCUGAAAGCUAGUUUAACGACCGCGUUUAGAUCACCGUGAAAGCACAGGGGACCUCGAAGCUCGAAUCACCAACGCGUGUUCUCGAAUAUCAUCGGCCAACUUCGUCGUAACGAGCCCCGCAAUGUUUUGUACACCGAACAAAGAUAGUCGAAAGAAUAUUAUUUUGUCGAUUGCGUGGCGUUGACAGUGGGGAUCUCGUGUCACGAAGCAAGCUUACUUCGAUGCUUCAUCAUAUCAUGUAGAUAGACCUAAGUCUGUAAGUACCUCCGCAGGUGUAGAGAAUUACAAGAAUAUCGUCGAACGUUCGAACAGCGAGCGAUUGUUCUUAUCGCGAUUCUCUCGACUCUCGUGCACACGACGUGUUCUAUUGAAACUGAAUGCGACUGACAGUCUGCGGAUUUUUACGCGUCUGUAGAAAAUUCGAAAGCGCAACAUUGCACAGCGUACGCGUAACGUGGAAACAUACACAGUAUAUGCGAAAGUACGGUACUCCGUACGUUACUUGCUGGAUGAAACAAUUUUCUACCUGCAUUCUAUUUUCCUAAUUAUAUUCUCGGAAAUGUGAAUCUCCGCGUAAAGAUCCGCCGUGACCAAUCGUACACGAGAAUCGAAGGAAACGAACGUUCGGGCAAUUUCAUCGGACGCAUAUGAUGCGUCCAUUAUCGAUAGAUCGUUCUAUCAGUAUUAAGACGAACGUGAUUGUGAUCGCAUUUAUGCGUGUGCGUGUGUGAUAAACGCGUGUGCAUUCGCAUCGAUGCACCCUGUGGUGCAUAUCAUUUGCAUAUCCAUUUGAAAAAGUCUCAUUCCUCGGAAAGAAUUCACCUUCGAGCUUCGAAUAUCAGAAAUGAAACUCUUCGAAGUCAGCGAGUUUCACAGAGGAAUACGACGAUCUCCUAUAGCUGCUGAACAGUGAGAAGCGAACGUGUAAGUGUUUAGGAGCUUAAGCACGACGAAAUCAAACCGACCACGAACCACAGAAUCGAUCUGAUCGCGUUUUCGUUGAUGUUACAGUGUUUCUUUCGGUUGCUUCGUCACUCGAGUAACGUCGCAACUUCUUUUCGAGAUCCACGUUGGCUACAACAGAUACAAGCCCGUUCGUAAAUAUCGGGACACGUUUAUUCAAAAAUGUAACUGUGGGAGAAAUCGUCGCAACGUUGUUUGCAACAUGUUAACAAUUUUGCUUAAUUUGCACACUUGCGAUCCGAAGAGUAAGAUAAAGCGAUUGAUAAUUCGCUGAACAUUCAGCUACGUUGCAAUAGGAAUCUCAUCAUUGACAAACGAAACAGUGAUGAAACUUGACGAUUGUACUAUUAUAUCGUCCAUUGCAUUUGCUGGUUUUUUUCUUUUUUAUUUAUUUUUUAUGUUCCUUUAACGAUUCAAAUUCGUUUAGCGGAUUCCUACGAAUUCCACGGAUAUUAAAUCGAACUUUAUUUCUUAACACUAGAACUACCGAUAGUUAACACGAAGCCAUUUCUACCAAAACCAGCCAAAAUGAUUGGUCUUUAAAAAAUACGUGAUAAUAGAAUAUUUUUGUAUUUAUUGAUUCGUUACUUUCCUACAGAAGGAAUUCCAUGUUAUGUAGUACAUUUUUGAUAUUAUUAAUCCGUCUGGGACCAUGAUUCCUAAACGAGGAUAGACACAUUUAUAAAAUUGUAGAACCAGUCAUUUUCACUGGUGUGGUAUUUCUAAUGAUAACACCUAGCGAUCUGGCGAUCUAUUUGGAAUUCUCCUGAUAACUGAUAUCGUCAUAUCGAAUGAUACGCAGUAAAAAUUUGAAAAACGCGUGGCAAGUUGUACGAAACGAGGAAACUGGUUAAUUGGGGUUCGAUAAACAAAUUACAGGACCCUUUUACACUUCGACAGGUACCAGUCAUUUUGGCUGGUAUUGCUGUAAAUAGCCCUGAUACAAAAUUAUUUUGAUUUUGAAUACAUAAAAAACAAAAUAAAAUUCGUUAUAUUAUUCUUUUAGUUAUCAUUACGAAUUUUAAAAUAGAAAUUUUAAAAUAGAAUUGUAAAACCAGUCAAUCUGACUGCUGUGGUAGUUCUAGUGUUAAACAUUAGAUUUAGUUGAAACUGUCUCAACGAGAUCUAAAUCAAAGUGUCGAUAGGUAUAAUCGUCGAUUACCGUCGUUUCCCUCUCCACGAGUAACUUCAACAAAAUUUUUCCUGAUCCUUGCGAAUCUUUGUCUCACAUUCUGACUGAUCAAUCGCUCGCAGAAUAACGUAACCGGAUUAUUUCGCGUGAUAUCGACGACCGUCCCGAUAUUUAUGAAAGUCAGCCGAAUUGUUUCGUAACAUUCGAACGACGGAUCUCGAUCAUCCAAGCUUCCGAAGGCAUCGACAUUUCCGUUGUUUCAGCGAGCGCUUCCUCGCUCUUCCAAAUUUUUCUCUACGACUAAGUUUCGAAUCUUCGAGUCGGAUGAUUCAUCGAGUUAGAAAGAGCGCAACGUUGCAGAAAGAUUCUGUUCUGUGGAUGUCGAAUUGAAGAGUACAAGGUAAUAGAAGUAAUUGUAAAGUUGUUCGAUCCUCGUUAAUCGAAAGAGUCUUAUUUAAUGGAAUGGAUCGCGUCGGAUAUAGUGAGUCGCGAAUGUAUUUGAACACAUAUUAUACAACGCUCUUGUGUACAUAUUAUAUGUGUGUGUUAUAUCUGAAUCUAAAACUCUUGCAAAUAACUUUUACGAUUUUUACCAAGCGUCUCUCCGGUCGUUGUCACGCGCAAAUAUAAAACUCUUGGUGUUCGUCAACUUUGAGCAGCGUAAUCGCGCGAUAGCCACUAUCGAUGCUAAUGAAAUUUCAAGAUGUUUUUGACAUGACGCGCGUAAUAUCGUCCCGUUUAUGCCAAAACCAAAAAUACCGUGUAUGCUUUCAUUUUGUCGUUCAUGGUCUUUCUUCUUGCUCUUAGCCACGUAGUAGAUGUAAAGAGAUGAGCGUCAUAACUAGAUCGCGGAUUUUCCCGCGCAUUUAUGCGAAAUCUAAAGACGCGGAGGCGCGUACAAUUCAUACGAUAUUAUAGAAAAAUAUAUAAGAUAUCCAAAGUAUAUUAUGCCACGUCUUGUAAUUUCUAACAAGUACAACAAAUCUCCUUUAAAGGAAUUUCCUUUCUACAUUUUCGAUUAUGUUCGUAAACAUGAAGAUUUGCAUAAAGACUCUGGCCCAUGAUGUAGUUGUACCGAACGUGAUACAACAACGUAAUUAAUUGUAUCGUAAACUCGAUUUAUCACUCUCAGACGUGUCCAAUAAUUGUACAUUCGAUCGCGAGUUUCUACGAUCUGUUGAAUCGCGUAUUUAUGAUGUUGUUGGCAUAAGAAGGACGAUAUAUUCAUAGAAGGUCUCUAUAAACGUUCAAAUACUUUCGUGAACCAUUGUAAAUCAGGUUUUAGGGUAAGUAGCGAUUCCCGCGAGACGAUAAUUGAAGAAGAGAAGAGGAAGAAGAAGAAGAAAGGUGAAAUUGAUCGCUCGGCUCUUUCGUACCUUUCCUUUGCCUUGUUAAUCGACGAUUAACCAAACCAGUUAGCAGGAACCAAUUAGCUGUACCGAUCGCAAUUUAGCGAUAACGUAGCGUACUCUGAUCGGAGAACCCUGAAAGAUCGUGUCAAGUUUCUUCG